GGACACUCUGUGCAAAGUCCUGACCAUGGCCACCCGUCACGUAGUGACAAUCCAGCCUGGCUUCUGCACCCCACAGCCCAGCAAGUGGCACACGGGGCUGUUGGACUGCAUGUCUGACUGCAGCGUCUGCAUCUGUGGAGCCUUCUGUUAUCCCUGCCUGGGCUGCCAGGUGGCCAACGCCAUGGACGAGUUCUGCCUGUGUGGCGGCAGCGUGGCCAUGCGGACGCUGUACCGCACCCGCUACAACAUCCCGGGCUCCAUCCUGGGUGACUACUACUCGGUGCUGUGCUGCCCCAUGUGCUCUCUCUGCCAGCUGAAGAGAGACAUUGACUAUCGGAAAGAGCAGCGCACCUUCUGAUGCUGCUCCCCUGCCUGUGAAGUUGAUGCCGCCCUUUAGGACUGUUUGGUUUGCUGUGUUGUUUUUGGUUUUGUUUUUUUUCCCCUACUGAUUUUUUCCCCUCCCUCCCCUCUUCAGUAAUGCAAUCAAUAAAUAGCAGUGCUUGCCCUCA
This is a messenger RNA of Meleagris gallopavo (turkey), 509 nucleotides long. RefSeq names its product placenta associated 8 (gene PLAC8). The record is from RefSeq and is a predicted model, not a curated record. NCBI's taxonomy places the organism in Eukaryota, Metazoa, Chordata, Aves, Galliformes, Phasianidae.